This is a messenger RNA of Colletotrichum chrysophilum, 993 nucleotides long. RefSeq lists its product as uncharacterized. The record is from RefSeq and is a predicted model, not a curated record. Lineage: Eukaryota; Fungi; Ascomycota; Sordariomycetes; Glomerellales; Glomerellaceae. Gene Ontology annotation, molecular function: monooxygenase activity; oxidoreductase activity, acting on paired donors, with incorporation or reduction of molecular oxygen; iron ion binding. The transcript is spliced from 3 exons. The coding region runs from base 1 to 993 and encodes 330 amino acids.
AUGCUCUUUUUUCUUGCGGAAUUGCUGUUCCUCGGGGCUGUGGUCCUCGGAGGCUUCUACUACUUCUUUCUCCUACCUCCAAAAUACCCCCAGAAUAUUCCCGCCAUCCCUUUUUGGGUUGCACUUAUCCCAUUUUUCAAAGAUGUCGACCAGUCCGACAUAUUUCGGACAUACAUCGACAAGCCGCUACGGACUCACGGCGCGGUCAAGCUCUUCUUUGGCGCUCAGUGGAACAUUCUGGUUCAUCGUCCGUCUUAUCUGACUGAGAUCUUCAAGAACGAAGAUUUGUAUCAAAAGAGCGGCAACCAGAAGAAAAUUCCUCACAGCGUGCUUGCAGACUUUUUGGGCGACAACAUCAUUUCUGCCCAUGGAGAGACGUGGAAGAAUUACCAAUCAGUCAUCAAGCCCGCUUUGCAACGAAAUUUCGAAGUAGGCAUCAUCGCCAAGAACGCAGUCAGCCUGUGCCAUCUCCUUCGCGAUUCCCAAAAGCGGGCCGGCCGUGGGGGCUUCGCUGUGCAGGAUCUCCUCCAGCGCUACUCGGUCGCGAAUUGCUCGGAAGCCAUCUUGCAGACCAAUCUCGGUGCCCUUGAUUCCCCAGAUGCACCCAUCAAUCUCCUCCAGACGGCGGUGAAGAGAGAAAUCUUCAAGCCUGUUUUCAUGAACUUUCCGAUUCUGGAUCAUCCGAAUCUCCAAUGGCUGUUUCCCAGUCGCGCCAAGGCCCGUCAGGUUGUUGCCAAGUUCAAGAACGAGCUCAAAGGUUCUCUGGCCCACCAGAAACCGACAGGGGACGGUCUAGGCAGCCGAAUGCUACGUGCAUGGGAGUCUGGCAUGUGGAACGAGAAACAGCUUCUCGAUAACUUGACGGUGACGUUCGUGGCUGGUCAAGAGAAUCCUCAGCUGUUGAUGACUUCAACACUCUACGUGUUGGCCAAACACCCUGUCAGUAUUGUCCUAGUGGGCGCCGCAUCUCGCCCCCAAAAGCACGCGAUCUGA